UACCGACAUGAAUACUCCAGUGACGUCACCUGUCACACCAAACGUCACAGCCCGCCAUCUUCGUAUAAAUCCACAAACAUGGACUGGGAGAAUCACUAUGAGGUUUGAUAUCAGUGGAUGUCAGAUUGCAACACAGAACGAUGUAUGUGGCAAGUUUACAAGAAAGGCAGUAUUCCUAACAGAGGAGAUGGUGAACUUGCACACGGUAAUCACAGCCAUCUUGACAGUCCCUUCCUUGAAGGAAUGUUUUUCGGUAUGUCAAAGCCACAAAACAUGCAUGUCAUUCACCUACCAUACCGCCCAGGGAGUACAGUGGUGUACAGGUUACAGCGCCUGGAUCGUCGUACCAGGACGAAUCAUCUCCGACAUCGCCAUAUUCGUUAACCAGGAUGUUUUGAACUCGUAUGGUUACAAAGAGGAUCAGGGAGCUGCCAUUUUGUACAACAUCAUUGAGAUGAGGAAGAACCAGGUAAACGCAUCGGCCUCCUGUAAAACAAUGCACACGCGACUGAUCAAGGUCGACACGGCAUCCAAGAUGACAAGUCUGAAUAAUACUAUCUCCGGAUACGACGUUCUGAAACACGACUUCCGGUUUUUUGUCGCCGGAGUAUACAACUCUACAAUUUGGAGCUACAGCGGAGGAAUAGAUGUGAUCAACACCGACUUCUGGUCGCCCGACAACCCAGAUCCAGGUCAAGGCCACUGUGUCAUGUUGACACAGACAGGUCUGGCCAGUGUGGAUUGUCAGCAACAGCUCUUUUCAAUUUGUGGGAAUUAAUGUGUGGAAAAUUGUCUUUUGGAUUUCAUGCUUUGAGGAGAAAAGUGUCAUCGAUGUUUGGAAUAAGAGCUUUGGAUUUCUUGCUUUGAGGAGAAAAGUGAAGCAUUUAUUUGAAACAUGGUCUUUUAGAUUUCAUACUGUUAGGAGAAGUGGUGGUGAUAAUGUAUACAUAAAUAGUUUUUCUAACAACUGAAAGCAACCUGGAACACAGUAUUAAGGAAAAGAGAACAGAUUACGUUGCAUCACAAGAUAGCAAAUUCAAAAGUGAUAGGUAUAGCAUAAGAGGAAGUCAAGUACCAUGUCAACAUUUUAAGGUCUAAUAACAUACCUGGUGGCAAGUACACGUAUGCAAAGGAAAUCUAAGCCAUAUUGAUGAAUGUUCAACAUAAAUUAUACAUUAAUGAUAUUAGUUUUAAUCUUCAACAUUUCAUGUGUAAAUGUAUAUACAAGCAUUCCUUUGAUAGUUGACUUUUUCAUUUAAUAUGCAUUUUAUAUACAUUGUAGAUAUUACAUGAUUUGGGUACAUCAUACUUUUAAAUAAUGAAACAUAAAAAUAUGUCGCGGGUAUUAUGGCUUAUUCCGAGGUGUCCAAUGCCUGAAGUUACUCGACAUCCAAAGACCUAAAAGAGAGUUGAAGAAUGGCUGAUGAAUAUCAUUCACACGAUUUCGAUUUUCAAUACAUAAUCCACGUGACGGAUACAUGACCACAGCCUCAUCAUAUGAAGUCCUCGAGCAAGGAAGUUACCCUGCAUAUCACUUUUGUAUCCACCGCCCAACGAAGUUGGCAGGAGACAUACAAAUGGGUUCCCUCCGUCCGUCCGGAUUCGCUUUGCGAACGAUGAUCCGAUGUUGAUGACACGUGCUUGGUAGACUAGUUAUCUAAAACCCUCGCUAAAGUUUGAACAUCGUCACAUUCAGCGCAUAUUCAAUGAGGCUGUUGUGAUCAGAGUGAUUGGCCUAUCGCUUUCUGCACGCUAUAUUUUGAAGGAAUGAUCGGAUUUCGAUUAAACUUGUUUGAUAGACUCAUUUCUAAAUCUCUCGCUCAGGUUAGAUUAUCGUCACAUUCCGCACAUAUUCAAUGGGGCAGCUGCAUGUGGUCCGAUUGGCUGCUUACUUCCCUCACGAUAUCUUUUGAAAGAGUGAUCCAAUUUUGAUGAAACUUUCUUGGUAGACUUGUUACAGCUGUACCUAAAUUCCUCGCUCAAAUAAGAUUAUCACCGCAUAUUAAUGAUUUUUUAACUGAUUGACUGAUUGAUUUCCGCACGAUAUCUUUUGACAUAAUAAUCGAUCUUGAUGAAAUUUGUUUGGUAUACUUAUUUAACCUAAGCUCCUCACUCAGUUUUGAUUAUCGGCAUAUUUCGCGCUUAUUUAAUGAGACUGCUGUAACCAGAUUGACUGAUUUUCCGAACAAUAUCUUUUAACAGAAUGAUUAAUUUUUUUUUAUGAAACUCGCUUAGUAGACUCAUAACCUAAGUUCAUAGCUGAUGUUCGAUUAUCGCAACAGGUAAUGAUUCUAAAUGCCAUAUCAUGUGUUUCAUGUUUUUAUGCCUGUUGCCCACUUUAAUUUCAUGUAAUACAAUAUUUGCUUGGGGAUCUUGACGGCUGUGCAUAUGUCCUUGUUUUUUUUUAGUUUUUUUUUUUGUUUGUUCGUUUGGUUUUGUUUUGUUUUUUGUUUUAUUAUUGUUUGAAUAGUAGCAUAUGUUUAGAAUAAUGUGUUGUUUUCGUAAUUAUUUUGUAUUAAAAAGAUGAGAAAGC
Molecule: messenger RNA, 2533 nt
Organism: Pecten maximus
Lineage: Eukaryota; Metazoa; Mollusca; Bivalvia; Pectinida; Pectinidae
Exons: 4
Coding region: 8-778 (256 amino acids)
Source: RefSeq, a predicted model, not a curated record